Messenger RNA from Grosmannia clavigera kw1407, 1635 nucleotides. Its product is annotated as WD repeat protein. Gene Ontology annotation, cellular component: nucleus. Gene Ontology annotation, molecular function: protein-macromolecule adaptor activity; protein binding. The record is from RefSeq and is a predicted model, not a curated record. The transcript has a single exon. Bases 1 to 1635 code for a protein of 544 amino acids. Gene Ontology annotation, biological process: proteasome-mediated ubiquitin-dependent protein catabolic process. Lineage: Eukaryota; Fungi; Ascomycota; Sordariomycetes; Ophiostomatales; Ophiostomataceae.
AUGAUCUCCAUCUUUGCUCUAGCAAUGAGACUGCCGGAGGCUCUUGCAUACCUUUCUGCGCUGCGGCCUGCAACAGUAAGCAUCUGCGCAUCAACUUUCUCAGUUGGUCAUGCUGACACACACGAAGCCAAUGGACUUGUGGCAAUCGGAGAUGAAGAAGGCAGGAUCAGGUUGUUAGACUCGGAUCCAUCGGGCGAAGACAGCUUCAGCAACAUCCAUGUUUCAUUCGCCGCUCACGGCAAUGCCGUCAUCGACCUCGCCUUCUCAGAGGACGACUCCCUUCUUGCGACAGCAUCUGGAGACCAGACUGGAAAGGUCAUCGACGUGGAGACGCAGAUCCCAGUCUCUAUUCUCGACCACCACACAGCAUCACUAAAACAGGUUCGGUUCCAGCCAGGAAAAGGACAGGGACAUGUAAUAGCCACUUCUGGCCGUGACGGUACCGUAAAGAUUUGGGACCUGAGAUGCAAGGGAGGACCAGCACAGGAGGUGAUGGUGGAGCGGCCGACAAACCUGCGCUAUAGCCUACCACGAAAAGUAAGCCAAGGCUGUGUUGUCAACAACAUAUAUGAUGCCCACGCGAGGACUUCGCGCCAGUCCCGCCAAAUGCAAGGGGCAGCACCACCUGAUGUUGCCGCUCGAUGGGAAGUGCCCGGCCGAGUCGGUGAGGUUUCGGUCACAGCAAUCCAAUUCUUGCCUGCUGGAAAGGAGCAUCUCAUUCUUUCCGCCUGUGAGGCUGAUGCUUCGAUAAAGCUAUGGGAUAUUCGCAACUUCCACACAUCCCGGCAUAAGACUAGCACGCCUAUCUCGAUUACAGCACCACCCAAAAGCCACUCCCUGUGGCGACCAUUUGGCAUUUCUUCCAUGAGCCUCAGCACAGACUCUGCCCGGCUAUACGCACUGUGCAAGGACAACACGGUCUACGCUUACUCAACCGCCCAUCUUGUUCUCGGAUAUGCCCCAGAGCUUUCCUCCAGGGGGGAUCCGCCAAGGCGGCGAAAUGGAACGGCACAGGAAGGCCUUGGGCCGCUUUAUGGUUUUCGCCACGAGAACUUCCACGCUACGUCGUUCUACGUCAAAACGGCUGUCCGGCCGGCAAAGGAUGGCCGCCCUGAACUCCUGGCUGUCGGCAGCAGCGAUGGCUGUGCUAUCCUCUUCCCGACGGAUGAGCGUUAUAUGGAUGAGCAGAUGCUGCCUGUCAAUAGCACGCAUGCAUCUGACCGAGGCUUUGCAGCCACGUCAAAUCAUUCUUCAUUUCCACCACAGACACGGCAAUUCGCGAACAGCCAGCAACAGCAGCCGCGAGCUGGUAAUGGAACGCGGCGGCCAGGUGGCCUCUUCCGGACGAGUAGUACGUUAAGCCUGCAUGGCCGUCUGGUAGAUACCAUCCCCAUUGUGAAUCAUGGCACGGCACUGGUACGCGGACACGAAAAGAAAGAGGUUGGAGCGGUUUGCUGGACGAGCCAAGGAAACAUGGUUUCCGUGGGUGACGACUACGUGGUCCGAUGCUGGCGCGAAGAUCGUGAUAGAGCGAUUGACCUCCGCACUGGAGGAGAGAGUGAGGGACGACGAUGGGCGAGCGGCUGGGCCGAAGUUGGCGACAGCUGGGACGAGGACGAAUGGUCAGAAGACUGA